AUGGCUAAUCGUAAUUUUAAUGAUGCUUGUGUUCUUUCUCAGAAUAUCUUGGAUUACGUUUUUGAAUGGUCGAAACUUUAUAAGCUGGAAUUCAAUCCUUUGAAAUCUAAAGUUAUGAUGAUACAUAAAAAGUCGAUACCGGAUGGGGUUAUUCAGUUGACUCUUGGGAAUGAACCUAUUGAAGAAGUAAAGCUGAUAAAGUAUUUGGCAGUUAUUGUUGAUAAUAAACUGCAGUUUAAGCAGCACAUAUCUUAUGUAUCCAGUAAAAGUGAAAAACUUCUUCUUGCUUUAUUGCGAAUUUCAAAAAAUACUUACGGGGUUAAAACAGAUGUUCUUAAAUUAAUAUAUAAUCAAGGUAUUGUACCACUUAUUUCAUACGCUUCAGGAUCUUGGGGAAACUCUUUGAGAAAGAAGAUAAAUAUUAGAAUCCUUAGGAGAACUCAAAGAAGAAUUCUUCUACGUAUUAUUCGGGGAUAUAGAACUGUUAGUUAUGAUGCGGUCUUUGUUAUCGCUGGUCUACCGCCUAUUGAUUUAAUUAUCUUAAAUAAUCUUGAAUUAAAGGAGAAGAUAAAAGACAACGAUUGUCUAAACCUGGACGGGAAGCUUCCUAUUUCAUGUUUGCCCCACCCAGCAUGCGGGAAACCUGUUAUAAUUAUUUCUUAUGUAAAUAAUGUUUUUCAGGAAUAUAAAACUAUCUGCUUUACGGAUGGUAGCAAGCUUGAUGGAAGGGUUGGUCUUGCUUUUGUAAUUUAUGAAAAUGGAACAGAAAAGGUUACUGCCAAGCACCGACUACAUAAUGAAUGUACUGUUUUCCAGGCUGAACUUUUGUGUNACGUUGCCCUCCGAUAG
Molecule: messenger RNA, 849 nt
Organism: Parasteatoda tepidariorum (common house spider)
Lineage: Eukaryota; Metazoa; Arthropoda; Arachnida; Araneae; Theridiidae
Source: RefSeq, a predicted model, not a curated record